This is a messenger RNA of Paecilomyces variotii, 1405 nucleotides long. RefSeq lists its product as hypothetical. The transcript has 3 exons. The record is from RefSeq and is a predicted model, not a curated record. Lineage: Eukaryota; Fungi; Ascomycota; Eurotiomycetes; Eurotiales; Thermoascaceae. The coding region runs from base 167 to 1156 and encodes 329 amino acids.
UGGAUUUCUCUUUCCUCCAUCAUCAUCACAACCACUCGCUUUCGAGGACAAAUAAUCAUUUCCUCUUCCAUUCGCUCGGUUCAUUCGUUUUGCUAGUGAAAUCUUGGGAGUUUCCAAACACUUUUGACAUUCUUUCGUCGCUCAAUCCCGGCUACCAACUAUCACAAUGGUUAAAGCAGGAGCUAUUGCCUUGCUGGCUAUUGCCGGCCCGGCUUUCGCUGGAGUUGUGAAGGAACGCGGAGGGGAAUACAUUGUUCCCUUGUCCACGGGCGUUCUUCCUCCUCCUCCUCCUCCACCUCCACACCACACUCCUCACCCUCCUCCACACCACACUCCUCGUCCUCCUCACCACACUCCUCAUCCUCCUCACCACUCCCCUCCGCCUCCUCCGCCUCCUCACUGGCCCACCUGGUCUGUCUCGACACCUACGCCCGAAGUGACGGUGUCCACGCCCUGUGAGACGCCUACGCCUUGGGAGACUCCAUCGCCAACGCCCUGGGAGACUCCAUCGCCGACGCCCUGGGAGACUCCAUCGCCGACGCCCUGGGAAACUCCUUCGCCGGCUCCUUGGCCUACUCACUCUUGGGGGCCGUGGCCUAACCAGACCACCGAGUACAUCACCAAGACGACUACCAUUGUCACUACCACCUGUCCAGUUACCUCGUCUGUCAUUACUACUGGAACGGAGACCCUCACUGUCCCAGUCACUGAGACGAACACCAUCACCCUCACGCAGACAACUGUUGUCCCGACUGAGAUUCCAAUUCCAGUUCCCACAACUAUCGUUCCUGCUCCUCUGCCUGGAAAGAACGAGACCUACACCACCAAGACGACAGCUUAUCUGACCACCAGCUACCCAGUUACUUCAUCUGUCAUCAUCAGUGGAAACUUUACGCGAACUGUCCCAGUUACCCAGAGCAGCACCUACACCCACACCGCUGUCACUGUUGUCCCUGUUGUCCCUGCUCCCGAGAAGCCUAGCUAUGUGGCCCCCGCUUCCUCCGAGCCUACCUCUGCUGCGGAGAAGCCUACCUCUGCCCAGCCGACUCCUGUUGGCCCUAGCAAGGCUCCUGUCUUCACUGGUGCUGCUUCUCGCCUCGACAAGCCCGUUGCCGGCUUCAUUGCCGCUGCUGUUGGUGCCAUGGCUCUCCUGUAAGGGGGAUAGGUCAAAUGGAUGCGCGACGAAAUUUGAUAUUUUUGGUUCUCGGAGUUUCACCGGUUCGGUUCAUAAGAGGACUGGACCCUGCUGCUGCAAGGUCUAUCUCAUAUAAUUCUCUACGGAAAAAAAGAAAGAUCGUCUCUGUUCACGUUAUCAAUGGGCACAAUUGUGGCAUUCCUUUUAUUGAAUACUAACUUUUAAUGAUAAUAAUAAUAAAAGAUAUCCAGAUAUAUAAGUAGCAGAAAU